AAUCGAAACACAAGAAAAAAAGACAAAAACACAAAAGUGACGUAGCUAACGAAGCGCGUGAGUGUAUAACUGUUUGGAAUAGAGAAUAUUGAGUGUGUAUUUCUCUCUAUAUACACAUACAUACAUACAUAUAUGGAAUAUGUUAACUUCAAAGUGAAUAUACAUAGUAAUAGCAACAUUGUAAUUUGGCAAUAUACAAAACACCACAGCAAAUCAGAUCAUGGAGCUUAGCAAUUUUUCCAAUCACAAGAAGAUGUCACGCGAGGAACGACGCUACUCCGUGCCACAUGGUCCAAAUACACCUCUGCCUCCAGCAGCAUCUGAAGAUUUACAUGCCUGGUCCAUUUAUAGGCAAAAUCUAAACUCUGACUUUACCGAUUCGGCUCUGGGCUCAUCCGACAAAUCACCGCUGCCAUAUGGAAAUUUCCAGCUACGCGACACAACAGUGCAAUCCAUACUAAAUCAUCCGCGUUAUGGACCCAAAUCGCCAUUGGGUUCCAAUAUGUAUACAUAUUUAAAGUUUGGAUUGCCACGCGUUUUUCCACCCAACGCUGGAUCACAGCGUUCACAUCGACCAGGCCCAGGUCCGGGUCCAGGUCACGGACCAGCCUCCAGUGCCUUGGGGGGAGUGCGUGGCCGUGUUAAUCGCGGCUUUCGGGAUAGUUCGGGUGUCGCUCCGGCAGGCGCCGGAUCCAGUGGCUAUGACAGCAGUGAUAACGAGACCACACGCAGUCGGGUGCCACCGAAUUUGCGAAAAUAUCGCAGCGAAUCCGAUUUUCGUGCCAUUGGCGGCAUGCCGCAUUCACGGCCCGAAUCCCGUGCCCAGAACGGAGCAGGAGCUGUGCCAGCGGCUGCCUUGCGACAGGCCAAUAGCAGGGCCAGCAUAGCCGUCCAGUAUAUGGCGAAUAGCAAUGGCACCGGCAAGCACUAUGGACAUCGGUCACACAGCGAGGCUGAUCUCUUGGGUGCCGGCCUGGGCGGAGAUGGAGGAGGAAUGGGUAUGGGCUAUGGCGAUUAUGGAGAGUCUCGCAUUUACGGUAGCACACGACAUGCCCAGCCCUAUGCACAGCAUGGACGCAAGCACUCCAACAUGGGUCUAAUCUAUCCAAAUAUCCAGGUGCAUUGCCUCGAUGUCAAUCCUUGUUUGCGUGGCGUUUCCAUGCAGGCCAAGGCUGGAGAUCUGUUUGCCAUAAUGGCAACGUCCCAGCGGGAGGGCAGCGCACUAGCCGAAUGCCUGGCCGGACUUAGCGAACGUCUUGGCGGCGAGAUUCUAAUUAAUGGUCAGCAGGUGAAUCGAUAUGGUCUUCGUGAGCUGUGCAGCUAUGUCCCAGCCCUGGAGGUCUCUUCGCUAGAUCCACGCAUGAGUGUCCAAUGCACUCUCAAUUUUCAUGCAGCUCUGCGUGGUCCAAUCGAUCGCAGCGAUCUGAAGGAACGCAUGGAUGUCCUCAUUGAGGAUCUGGGCCUGAACACGGUGCGUGCCUCGAAUGUUUCAUCUCUGACGCAUUCGGAGAAACAGCGACUGAGUGUGGCCUGCCAACUGUUGGCCCAGUCCUCGCUGUUGAUUCUCGAUCAGGUCACCAGCAAUAUGGAUAUUUUCGACACCUUCUUUCUGGUGGAAUAUCUGCGUCAGUGGUGCAGCGGCGGAAGGAUUGUGAUUAUGACACUGCAGCCGCCAACCUUUGAGAUUCUUUCCAUGUGCUCUGGCGUCCUGCUGCUCUCUGGCGGUCGCACAGUCUUCUCCGGCAGUCGAGCAGAUCUGCCGCGACACAUGGGCGAACUGGGCUAUCCCUGUCCACCGUUCAAAAAUCCGGCCGACUACUACCUGGACCUGGUUACUUUGGAUGACUUAUCGGCAGCCGCUAUGCUUGAGUCAUCGGCUCGCAUUGAAUCACUGGCCAAUGCCUGGGAUCAGAUCAAUUCCGAACCACCGCUAGCCGCUCCACCCGCCUCCUUGCCCAAUUUCACAAUGAAGGCAGGCUUCUUUGGACAAACGAAGGCGUUGAUUAAACGAUUUGCCGGCUACAAGCAGCCUGGAUCCCUGCUCACUUGGAUCAGCAAACUAAUUGUGGCUGCAUUGCUAUCCCUCUGCAUUGGUUGCAUUUUCUGGGAUGUGCCCGCAUCUGAUCCACAAUUGGCAUACAAUGAUCGCUUCGGCUAUCAUCACUGUGUCAUGGUGCUGGCCUAUUGGCCACUUGUAAUGCUCACCAUACGAGAUACUCAAGAGGAUCGACGACAUGCGGAGCGUGACAUACGAUUGGGUCUCUAUUCGCGUAGUCUCUACAUUAUCAUUCAGAGCCUAUUGGGUCUGUUUCCUAGCCUUUGCAUUUGGCUGGCCUAUCUAUUGCCGGCUCACAGUAUGGCUGGAUUGUAUACCUAUUCCAAUAGCAGCGAUACGGGCAUUUAUCUAUAUAUGGGAUAUAUGCUGCUAUAUCUGACACUUAUCCAAACUCUGGCCUUGUUCUGUGCCCACUUGUUGCCUUGCAUGGUGUCUGCCAGCAUUAUUAAUUCAUUGAUUAGUCUGGCAUUGGCCUCGGUCGGUGGCUAUUUGGUGCAUCCCUAUAAUUUAUCCAAAUUCUGGUCCUGGCUGCAGUUAGUUUCGCCUCAGCGUUGGCUUUUGCCCGUACUCGUCCAGGAUGAAUAUAGCGCCGAAACUUUGGCCAAUUCAGCUGGUCUACAACUGUGCCGCAACAAACAGGUUCAGCAUCAAGAGAUCAUUGUACAGCAGCCCUGCCCACCGCCCAAUGGCACCCAAGUGCUAGUCGACUUUCAAUUGCUGCCGCAGCAGCAUGUACUCGAUCCCACACACAACUAUGAUCAGACCACUUCGAUGGCUUUGGUGCUGGCCUCUGUGUUGGUCUUUUGCCUGACCUUCAUUGUCUUUGUGUGCAAUUGUCGACGGGCCUGUCGCAGUGCGAAUAGGCGAUAGGCGUCAAUUUGGAGCUGGACAGGUGACACAGCAUUUCGAACUGUACAUUAAAUAGUAACUAAUUUCUUUAAUUAAAUAGCGUUUAGUCAAGGCAGAGAUUGUUUAACUAGCUAAAAGGCAAA
Molecule: messenger RNA, 3048 nt
Organism: Drosophila willistoni
Lineage: Eukaryota; Metazoa; Arthropoda; Insecta; Diptera; Drosophilidae
Product: ATP-binding cassette sub-family G member 8
Exons: 8
Coding region: 221-2926 (901 amino acids)
Cellular component (GO): plasma membrane
Molecular function (GO): ATP binding; ATP hydrolysis activity; ABC-type transporter activity
Source: RefSeq, a predicted model, not a curated record